Molecule: messenger RNA, 840 nt
Organism: Zea mays
Lineage: Eukaryota; Viridiplantae; Streptophyta; Magnoliopsida; Poales; Poaceae
Product: osmotin-like protein
Exons: 2
Coding region: 1-555 (184 amino acids)
Source: RefSeq, a predicted model, not a curated record
AUGCGUCGACCUGGCGUCGACGGCGGCCUCCUCGGCGGCGGGCGCGGGCUGGUCUCCUUCCGCUUCCCGGACAGCUUCUGGGCGGGCCGCGUGGUGGCGCGCACGGGAUGCAGCUCCGGGCAUUCCCGGUGCGAGACGGGAAGCGUUGCGCCGGCGACGGUGGUGCAGCUGGUGGUGCACGCGGAGGGGCAAGACCUGGCGUCGUACAGCGUGAGCCUGGUGGACGGGUUCAACGUGCCCGCUGUGGUGAGCCCGCAGGCGGUGGGCGGCGGGCAGUGCCCGGCCCUGGGGUGCGCGGCGGACCUCAACGCCGGGUGCCCGCCCUCGCAGCGCGUGCUGGGGGCCGGGGGCGGCGUGGUGGCGUGCAAGGGCCCCGCGGGCUACUUCAAGGAGCGGUGCCCGCUGACGCGCACCACGCCCACCGACGUGGAGCCCGUGCCGCAGCGGUGCUUGGCGCCCGGCGAGCUCAAGGUCGUCUUCUGCCAGUCCGCCAUGGUGAACGCCGCCGCCGCCGCCGAGACCGAGCGCAUCCGCACCGUCGUCGCGGACAACUAGAGCUACUAGCUGUCUAGCUGCCUGUGGUAACGCCGGCCGGUGGUCACUGGUCAGUUGAACGGAGGAGAUGCCGGCUCUCUGAUUAGUGCGUAAUAAAGGUACGUACGUUAACUAGGCAAUUAAGCGCGUGUGUUACUGUUGAACUUGAACGGGGCCGCUAUUAAAGCUGUGUGUGUGUGUGUGGUACUAGUAGUUGUCAUUGGCUUCGUUGCCAUGUGUUCGGCCGGCAGUGCCAAGUGAAUAGUUGCGUCCAUCCAGGAGAAUGUAUGUUUUUGAGUUGCGACA